Papaver somniferum (opium poppy) is the source of this 2377-nucleotide messenger RNA. Its product is annotated as V-type proton ATPase catalytic subunit A. The coding region runs from base 159 to 2030 and encodes 623 amino acids. The record is from RefSeq and is a predicted model, not a curated record. Lineage: Eukaryota; Viridiplantae; Streptophyta; Magnoliopsida; Ranunculales; Papaveraceae. The transcript is spliced from 20 exons. Gene Ontology annotation, biological process: proton transmembrane transport; ATP metabolic process. Gene Ontology annotation, molecular function: ATP binding; proton-transporting ATPase activity, rotational mechanism; ATP hydrolysis activity. Gene Ontology annotation, cellular component: proton-transporting V-type ATPase, V1 domain; plant-type vacuole.
UAUAUGGUCCGUCUCUGAUUAAGAUCUCUCCCUCAUCUCUCUGUUUUGGUUCUUCGCUCCUUGUCGAGGUGCCAAAUUCCCAAUUUCAAACCCUAGAUUUUCACAUCAGAUCUAAAUUCAAUAUCGAAAUAGUUGGAUCUGAUCUAGUUUGAUCGAAAAUGCCAUCUGUAUAUGGAGCUAGAUUAACAACAUUCGAAGAUGAAGAGAAAGAAAGCGAAUACGGAUACGUUCGUAAGGUAUCAGGUCCAGUCGUGGUUGCCGAUGGAAUGGCAGGAGCUGCUAUGUACGAACUUGUACGUGUUGGUCAUGACAGUCUUAUUGGGGAAAUUAUUCGAUUAGAAGGAGAUUCUGCUACCAUUCAAGUAUACGAAGAAACAGCUGGUUUGACAGUGAAUGACCCUGUUUUACGAACCCACAAGCCUCUUUCAGUGGAGUUGGGACCUGGAAUUUUAGGAAACAUUUUUGACGGAAUUCAGAGACCAUUGAAAACCAUUGCCAGACUAUCUGGUGAUGUCUACAUCCCCCGUGGUGUUGCUGUCCCUGCUCUUGACAAGGAUAUAUUGUGGGAGUUCCAACCUAAGAAAUUAGGCGAGGGAGAUAAUUUAACUGGUGGAGACUUGUAUGCUACCGUCUUUGAGAACAGUUUGAUGCAACAUCACAUUGCACUUCCACCUGAUGCUAUGGGAAAGAUCACCUACGUUGCCCCAGCUGGUCAAUACUCACUGAGUGAUACUGUGCUAGAGCUUGAGUUUCAAGGUGUUAAAAAAUCAUUUACCAUGCUUCAGACGUGGCCUGUCCGUACUCCAAGACCUGUUGCAUCAAAACUUGCCGCUGAUACACCUCUUCUAACUGGGCAGCGUGUUCUUGAUGCUCUUUUCCCCUCAGUUCUUGGAGGUACUUGUGCCAUUCCUGGAGCUUUUGGUUGUGGAAAGACAGUCAUUAGUCAAGCUCUUUCUAAGUACUCUAACUCUGACACCGUGGUUUACGUUGGUUGUGGAGAAAGAGGAAAUGAGAUGGCUGAGGUUCUUAUGGAUUUCCCUCAAUUGACCAUGACAUUGCCUGAUGGCCGUGAAGAGUCUGUCAUGAAACGUACUACUCUUGUAGCUAACACAUCUAACAUGCCUGUGGCUGCUCGAGAGGCCUCUAUCUAUACAGGAAUCACAAUUGCUGAAUACUUCAGAGAUAUGGGUUACAAUGUUAGUAUGAUGGCUGAUUCUACAUCUCGAUGGGCAGAGGCUUUGCGAGAAAUUUCAGGACGUCUGGCUGAGAUGCCUGCUGACAGUGGUUAUCCUGCAUAUCUGGCAGCACGUUUAGCCUCUUUCUACGAGCGUGCUGGUAAAGUGAAAUGUCUUGGUGGCCCAGACCGUACCGGUAGUGUCACCAUUGUUGGUGCUGUUUCUCCUCCUGGAGGAGAUUUCUCUGAUCCUGUUACUUCUGCAACCCUCAGUAUUGUCCAGGUCUUUUGGGGUCUUGACAAGAAACUUGCUCAGAGAAAGCAUUUCCCUUCUGUGAACUGGCUUAUUUCCUACUCGAAGUAUUCAACGGCCUUGGAAUCUUUCUAUGAUAAGUUUGAUUCAGACUUUAUCGACAUCAGGACAAAAGCUCGUGAGGUGCUCCAGAGAGAAGAUGAUCUGAAUGAAAUUGUCCAGCUUGUCGGUAAAGAUGCUUUGGCAGAAACUGACAAGAUCAUCUUGGAAACUGCCAAGCUUCUAAGAGAGGACUACCUUGCCCAGAAUGCAUUUACCCCAUACGAUAAAUUUUGUCCCUUCUACAAGUCCGUUUGGAUGAUGCGCAACAUUAUCCAUUUCUACAAUUUGGCCAACCAGGCUGUAGAGCGAGGAGCUGGAAUGGACGGCCACAAGAUAACAUACAGUGUUAUCAAGCAGCGGUUGGGUGAUCUCUUCUACCGUUUGGUGUCUCAGAAAUUCGAGGAUCCAGCUGAAGGAGAGGCUGCUUUGGUGGCAAAAUUCACUAAACUUCACGAGGAUCUGACCAGCGGUUUCAGAAACCUAGAAGAUGAAACUCGAUAGACUUGGGAGAGAAAUAUUUGUAAAAUCCCCAGUCAUAACGACUAUUUAUUCUCUCAACGGGUUCUAAGUAUCAUCUUAGUUUCACUCUGUCUAUCGAUCUAUCUAUUGUAUUUUUCGAGCAAACCCUUGUGCUGGCGGGUUCUUCAUGUCGUGAAGACUUUGUGGUGCUUAGUUAGGCUGUUGUUUUAGUUUGAACAUUUAUUUAUCUCAUUUGUUUAUUUCGAUUGUUUUGAUUAUAUAUCUUCCUUCCUCAAGUUCUUUGUCAAAUAAGAGAAAAGAUACAAAACCAGGUAUAACUUAUUUUAUUGUAUUAAUAGUAAUAAGAUCUGGAUUCAGUUUUUUCUUCU